Molecule: messenger RNA, 1740 nt
Organism: Brassica oleracea var. oleracea
Lineage: Eukaryota; Viridiplantae; Streptophyta; Magnoliopsida; Brassicales; Brassicaceae
Product: cytochrome P450 71B7
Exons: 2
Coding region: 42-1565 (507 amino acids)
Molecular function (GO): iron ion binding; monooxygenase activity; heme binding
Source: RefSeq, a predicted model, not a curated record
UCAGCUCUUCAUCCGAAACACAUCAGAAAGAAACAAAAACAAUGUCAACCUUCCUUUACUUUCUCUAUCUUUUGCCUAUCUUCUUACUUUCCUUUUUCAUCAUAUCAAAAAAACUCAAACCCUCGAAAUGGAAACUUCCUCCAGGCCCCAAGACGCUUCCCAUCAUCGGAAACUUGCACAACCUCAAAGGCCUGCCUCACGCGUGUUUUCGAAACCUCUCCCAAACGUACGGUCCGGUGAUGCUUCUCCGUUUCGGAUUCGUCCCCGUGGUCGUGAUCUCAUCGAGAGAAGGAGCAGAGGAAGCUCUCAAGACCCAAGAUCUCGAGUGUUGCAGCCGACCAGAGACGGUCGCGACAAGAAUGAUCUCUUACAACUUCAAAGACAUAGGGUUCGCUCCUUACGGCGAGGAAUGGAAAGCGUUGAGGAAGCUCGUGGUUGUGGAGCUUUUGAACAUGAAGAAGUUUCAGUCUUUUAGUUACAUAAGAGAGGAAGAGAAUAACUUGCUGGUCAAGAAACUUACGGAAUCUGCUCUGACGCACUCCCCUGUGAAUUUGAAGAAGACCCUUUUCACGCUUGUUGCUAGUAUCGUGUGUAGGCUCGCUUUUGGGAUAGAUAUUCACAAGUGUGAGUUCGUGGACGAGGACAACGUUGCGGAUCUUGUUCAUAAGUUUGAGUUGGUUGUGGAUGGUAUUGCUUUCUCUGACUUUUUUCCUCGAGUGGGUUGGCUUAUCGACCGAGUUUCAGGACAGAACAAGACACUGAACAAUGUUUUCUCGGAGCUAGACACUUUCUUCCAGAACAUUCUUGAUGAUCAUCUUAAGCCCGGAAGAACCGUGUCAGAGAACCCUGACGUUGUAGAUGUGAUGGUUGAGCUCAUGAAGAAGCAAGAGAGAGAUGGUGACUCUUUCAAGCUCACCACAGAUCAUUUCAAAGGAAUCAUCUCGGACAUAUUUCUUGCGGGAGUAAACACAAGCGUCAUCACACUGAUCUGGGCCAUGACUGAGCUGAUCAGAAACCCGAGAGUGAUGGAGAAAGUGCAACACGAGAUUAGGACAACACUUGGGGACAAGAAGAAGAGUCUAACAGCAGAUGAUCUAAACCACCUUAACUACUUCAAACUCGUGGUCAAGGAGACAUUCAGGUUACACCCAGCAGCUCCACUCUUACUCCCAAGAGAAACAAUGUCUCACGUCAAGAUCCAAGGCUACGAUAUCCCCAAGAAAUCCCAGAUGAUGAUCAACAUUUACUCGAUAGCACGCGAUCCAAAACUCUGGACAAACCCUGAUGAGUUUAACCCUGACAGGUUUCUCGAGAGUUCUGUAGAUUAUAGGGGACUAAACUUUGAGCUUUUACCGUUUGGUUCUGGCCGGAGAAUUUGUCCAGGGAUGAAUAUGGGAAUCGCCACGGUGGAGUUGGGACUGUUGAAUCUGCUUUACUUCUUUAACUGGGGGUUGCCUGAAGGGAAGACUGUGAAAGACAUCGACUUGGAAGAAACUGGUUCGAUCAUUAUCAGCAAGAAAACAACUCUUGAGCUUGUUCCACUUCUUCAUAACUUCAACAAAUAGUCAAUGCGUUAUAUGUUUGCACAAAAAAAAAGUCAAUGAGUUAUACGUAUAUGUCUCAUCUUCUUUUCUUUUUUUACUGGUUGUGUUGUUUGGAUUUUUGUUCACUUUGUAUAAUAGGUUACGCAAAUUAAAUAGAACUAAAUCUUGUAUAUCUGAAAUUAGAUAUGUCAACUAA